Messenger RNA from Cuscuta epithymum, 728 nucleotides. The record is from the annotation of a GenBank genome assembly. NCBI's taxonomy places the organism in Eukaryota, Viridiplantae, Streptophyta, Magnoliopsida, Solanales, Convolvulaceae.
AAUGUCCAAGCCGAAAUCGUUCACAAUUAUAGAUUCAGUAAUCAAACUCAAUCGUCUUCUUCAUUCAAUUUCUCUGUGUAAAAAUGUCUGGCCGCGGAAAGGGAGGAAAGGGUUUGGGAAAGGGAGGAGCCAAGCGUCAUAGGAAGGUUCUCCGAGACAACAUCCAGGGCAUCACGAAGCCGGCCAUUCGCCGCCUGGCUCGCAGAGGUGGCGUGAAGCGGAUCUCCGGUCUGAUCUAUGAGGAGACCAGAGGCGUUCUUAAGAUCUUUCUAGAGAAUGUGAUCAGAGAUGCGGUGACCUACACCGAGCACGCUAGGAGGAAGACUGUGACGGCGAUGGAUGUUGUUUAUGCGCUGAAGAGGCAGGGAAGAACCUUGUACGGGUUCGGUGGAUAGACGAGUUCUGAUUAUUUCUCGAUGCUUCUAAAUUUGGGAUUUCAUCUUUUGAAUAGCUCGUACUACUAUUGUUAUCGCUGUUUCUGGGAACUUAGAACAUGUGUAAUGCUAACAACUUCAGUAAUAUAAGCAAGAUGUUGAUUUUGUCAGUUCAAUUUGAUUGCAGUGUGAUGUUGUUGCGACUUGUGAGAUUUGGAUGUGAAGUCCUUUCUGCUAUUUCAUCGCUUUAGUUGUUCCUUUUUCCAUGAUGCGAUUUUCACUGACAUUAGGCUGUGAAACGAUAAAUUUAGGGCAUUUAAUAAAAAUAAAUCGACACCUGCUGUUUCAUUUGAA